Molecule: messenger RNA, 1807 nt
Organism: Triticum aestivum (bread wheat)
Lineage: Eukaryota; Viridiplantae; Streptophyta; Magnoliopsida; Poales; Poaceae
Product: basic proline-rich protein-like
Exons: 2
Coding region: 197-1807 (536 amino acids)
Source: RefSeq, a predicted model, not a curated record
CCCUUUUUUCUUCAUCACCUCCGCCGCGGCGUCGCGCUGUCUCUCCGGUAGCGCUCGGGGGCUCGACAUCGACCCGCCCCCAGAGCGGCCGCGAGGGGUGGCGCGUCCUCGCCGUCGGCCUCUUCGUCUUCACCACCGCGGCGUCACGCCGCCUCUCCGAUAGCGGUCGGGGGCUCGACAUCGACAUGCCCCCGGAAUGGCCGUGAGGGGCGGCGUGACCUCGCCAACGGCCUUGCCUCCUUCACCACCACCGCAAUUCCGACCGCCCAUUCGCACGCGCCACGCGCGGGGCCUUGUUUCGGUUGGCGAGUUGGCGCGGCUCCUCGCUGGCCGGCGCGGCCCGCGGAGCCCCCGCGCGUUGAUCCGUUUCCCGCGUCGGCGCCCCUGUGCGCUGGCCGGGCUGGGUGCUCCUCGCCUAGUACCCCGCUGCACUCGCCAGCCGCCGGGUCCGCGUUGCUCCUCAUCUCCGCCACGCCCCGCGCUCAGCCGCCCCCACACUCGGCUGUGCUCCUCCGGCUCCGUGCCCGCGCCUCGGCCUCCGGCCUUGCCUGCGCGGCCGGCUUCUCCGUCCCCGCGCCGGCGCGCCACUCCCGUUCCGCCUUGCGUGCGCUCGCAGUUGGGCUCGCCCGCGUCCACGUGCCUGGCCCGGCUGGCCGCUGCCGCGCUCUGCCUCCUCCCCGCGGGCUGGCUGCCGGCUGCGCCUCAUCGCCUCCCCACACCGGCUCCGCGCCCGGCUACGCCACUCCCCUCCGCCUGCGUGCGCCCCUGUGGCCGCCUGCUCCGCCCCCGGGUCGCCCCGUGGCCGCCUGCUCCGCAUCCGGGUCACCGUGCCGGCCUGCCGGCUUCCCCGCCUCCCGGCCUGACGGCUCCGCCUUCCCGGGCCGCCUGCCCCGCGGCUGGGGACGGGCGCCCCUGCCGCCUCCGGCCAUCCGGCUCCCGCGGCCGCCUAGCUCAGCCGGCUGCCGCCCCUCCCCGGGCCAGGCUCGGCCUCCAACAGCACCGCGACGCCGGCCCCGUCGCCCUCUGCCUGCUCCGUCCACGCCACGACACCGAGCGCGCCUCCCCUCCCACUUGCUCCUCCGCCUGGGCCGCGUGCCCGCGAUGGCCCGGUCGUCUGCGUCGCAUCCCGUGGGUAGGCCGGCCUCCUCCAGCCACUCCUCCUCGCCCGAGCUGCUGCUGUCCGGCUCCCUCCGCCUCCCGCGCGACCCGGCCGGCCGGCUCCCGCGCUCACCGGUUUCCCUGGAACCCGGCCCCGUGCCGGCUCGGCCUCGCCGCCUCCAGCCGGCGACCGGGCGUUUGGCCGGCUCCGCCCGCCAACCCGGCGACCCGGCGCUUGGCCGGCUCCGCCUCGCAUCUCGGCCACCUCUCCGUCCCGCGCCACUGCUGGUCCUCUGACGGGCUCGUGCGCGCCGGCCGCUGCCGGGUCCGGCUCCGCCCGUCCUCGCAACCGCGCGGCCGCGUCUCCCGCGACCAGCUCCGCCUUCGCCCUCGCCGGCCCCGCCCCGUGUCGGGCCUCCUCCAGCCGGCCGCGGCUCCGGGCAGCCUCUCGCCCCGCGCGCCUCGCACGCCCGUCCGGCUCUGGGUGGCCGGCUCGCCGCCCCGCCUCCGCCAGCACCCGGCGCGCGUCGUCCGGCCCACGCUGCUCGCUGCUGCCGCCUUCUGCGAGCGGAAAAAGAAAGAAGAAAAAAAAUAUGUGUGUGUAUCCGGCUGCCCAGAGUCGGGUGAAGAAAGGGCCGGGUGCCCACGGCCGGCUUGCUACAAAAAGAAAAAAAAAAUUGUGUGUAUCCGGCUGCCCAGAGUUGGGUGA